Bacillus rossius redtenbacheri is the source of this 5007-nucleotide messenger RNA. RefSeq names its product small ribosomal subunit protein mS35 (gene mRpS35). NCBI's taxonomy places the organism in Eukaryota, Metazoa, Arthropoda, Insecta, Phasmatodea, Bacillidae. Gene Ontology annotation, cellular component: mitochondrial small ribosomal subunit. The record is from RefSeq and is a predicted model, not a curated record. The transcript has 8 exons. The coding region runs from base 200 to 1231 and encodes 343 amino acids. Gene Ontology annotation, molecular function: structural constituent of ribosome. Gene Ontology annotation, biological process: mitochondrial translation.
CAUUGUUGAUAUCGUGAUCACUCUCAUUUUGUUUGGUUCGGCACAGUUUUUCCAGCACUUUAAUUUCACUUCUUGAGUGGACAUUCUAUAUCCCUUGUGUAAUCUAUGAAUACAUUGUUUUGCUAUUGCACAUAAGCAUUUUAACCUCUUUGAAUGUUGUAAUUUUUUAUUAAUCAAAUAAUUUAAUUCUACUAACAAUAUGUCACUAAUUGGGAAGUUAUUGGAUAAACAAUUUUCAGCUGUAAAAUAUAUAUGUUUCGCAUUGUGUCCAGAUCGGCUUUUUGUUAUUCGAAGUGUAUCUCAGCAUCCAGUUGUACAACCUGAUACAGAUGAAUUCAGAGUGCUGGACUUGAGGAAGAAGAAAGUACAAGCUACCAAAAGAAGAAGAGUCGAGAAAGGAACUGUGUUGCCACCACGGACGAACCAGAUGCCGGUAGACCAGGACUGGAGCAACGUGUGGCCAGGACAGAGGAGCUUCCAUCCUGCCUCUGUGCCGCUGCCGAUCCGGCAAGGGUACCCCAAGAAGAGGGACGUUCCCCCGGGGAAGUUUGCCAAUGCAGAGCUGAUGAAGAUCCCCAACUUCCUGCACCUGACCCCUCCGGCCAUCAAGAAGCACUGCCAGGCGCUGAAGCGUUUCUGCACGGCUUGGCCGCAGGGCCUGAACCAGGAGAGGCAGGAGAGGCUGUUCCCAGUGGAGGUCUUGACGAGCGACUACUGCCAUUCCUCCCCUACCAUCAGGGACCCCAUGGCCCGGAUCGUGACCGUCAAGAUCAAGCUUAAGGACUUGGAGUUGGACAGGCAUGCCAAGGACAAGUUUCUGCGGUUAGUCGGAGAUCGCUACAACCAGGACACUGAUGUGGUCACCAUCAUGACAGACCGCUGCCCCUUGCGGCAGCAGAACUACGAUUUUGCCAUGUACAUUCUCACCGCUCUCUAUCACGAAUCAUGGAACGUGGAGCCGUGGGAGAGCGAGAAGAGUGAGGUGGACAUGGAGUACUACGACUGGGACACGAGCGUGUCGCGGCAGUGCGUCACGACAAUGCUGGGCUGGCCGGACAAGGACUGCGAGCCGGGCCCGGAUGACCAGCCCCACGUGCUCGAGUACAGGGAUGCCGUCUCGGCCCUCCGCAACGAAGGAGAAGAUGACUACACUCUCUACAAGUACAAGCAGUCUGUGAAGAAGCUGGUUGGUUUACACGAAGACCAAUUAUCUGCUGUUGCUAAGGCAUGACUAUAGGGAUUUUAAAAGUUCUAAGAGAGAACCUUCAGACAUUAGUCAUAUUGGACAAUGUAGAGAUCAUUUGAAACACGAAGUUUGUUCUUAUUCAGCAGUAUUUUUGUCGGCCUUAAUUCUAGAAAUAGGUAUUUAUAGCUGUGCAGGUACCAUAAUGUUACAUAUGGUUUGUAAAAUUUUUGUAUCUGCAGCAGUGCCAAAAACAAUUUUAUUACUGGCAGCACAAUAAAUUGGUUUACAAAUACAUGUCAAUUUUGCUGUUUUUUAAGUUUUUAUUUCAUGUUGUUUGUAGGUAUUUCCUCAGAAUUCAUGGUUACAUUCACAGAAUGACUUUAAAUUAAACCUUCAAAAUGAUGGCAGGCACAAAACAAUAAAGGUACUACAAGCUAGUAGUUACAUGUGUGGCUAUUUAUAACUGUACAGGGUAAUCUACCAGCUUAUAUAUUUUUUUUAAAUGUUAAAAAAUAACUUGCAGUUCAGGCACAAUGACUCAACAGGACAGGAAUAUUGAAAUAAAUAUUAAUGACUACUUAACUAGUCUUAAACUCUUAUAGAUCACCCCCAUCAGUUGCAUAUGCCGACAGUGGUUACUCUUUUAGUUUUGUAACAAAGUGUUCCCACUCAGUCAGAAGCAUGUUAUUUUUCAGUAUCUCUCAUCAUUUCAAAAAUAACAUAGCUUCAGUGUAAAUUAAUUUACACUAUUUAAUUCACAGUAAUGUCUUGUAAUUUUUAGCUGAAAAUUACCAGUGAUAUUCAACAAGCCAAUCAACUCACCAUGUUACUGCUUCUGGCUCGUGCCACAAAUAUUUCAGGAAAUCAAGUUGCUAUGAAAUAAACAAGGUUCAAACGUUCAAAGUCAGUGGUAAGCUUGAAUGCAGUAAUGUAGGUAUGUACUUCCUCACGUCCGUCAUAAAAGUAGGAUAGUGUUUGAGGUGGUGUCAGUCAUCAUCAAAAUGCCGGUAUAAAUUAUUCAAAAAAAAUUUCACUCUUGACACUAUAUUAACAGUAAAAUAUUUGUAUUGUGUAGCUGUUGUACAAAAAGAAAUGUUUCACAUAAUGGUAAUACAAGAUGGGUUGUUGCUUUCUUCGGCAAACAUUUAAUUUUUGUCCCCGUGACCCGUGCACUUUCUUCCAAAUAGCGACUCCGUGGUCACGGGUCAUCACGAGUAAUAGGUGUAUUGUCUUCGCACGCGGAUGCAUGCUUGUGUUCAACGAGCCAUGGUUCUUCAUGGCAGUGUACGGGACUGAUAUAAGCACAGCGCAGUUGUCUUGUGUUGGCAGAGCUGAACUUGCAAGUCAUCACACUGCAUCUUUCAUUUCCUAAUCCACAUCGCUGAAGGUAAGUACAGUCACCAACCAAAAAAUUACUUGUAUUAUUUUAUUGGUUUUUAUUUUCAUUUCAUUAUAAAACUAAUAGUUUCUGGUUUUAAAGGCACACAAAUGUUAAAUAUUGGGUACUUACACAAUUUUAUAUAGAGCUAAGAAGCCUGAAGUUAUUAUUUUUGAAUAAUUACUUAGCUUCCUUAACAAGAAAAUUAUUUUUGGUCUGCAAUAUAAGGGUUUUAUUUGCACAGAAUAUUUGAGCACAAAAAAAUAAAGUGAAUUAUUAAAAGCAAAUCAGAAUGGCCUUCAGUAAUGUGUAAUAAAUUUUACGCUACACUCAUACACCACUUACGUAUUUCUUUUAAUACUGUAUCCUAGUUACUUUGAUUAUGUAAUAUCAGUGGCAUAACAAAUGGUGGUAUAACAUUAGGACACCACCUCCCCUGAAAUGUUGUGGAACGUAGUUACUCUUUACUUUCUUAGUAACACUUCAAAUACUAUGCACUACAAAGUAAUUCAAACUAAAUGAGGAUUAGUUUAAAAAUAAAAUUAGUUUUUUUAUUAAAAACGUAAAUAUAUUUUAAAAGUCUUGGAACAAGCACAUGCAAAUACUAUAUACCAGAUAUGGUGUUAUUAUUAGCAAUAUGUGUGUACUGCCACGGAGCUUCACAUAUUAUAUCAUGUAAAACAUUGAUUAGUCUGCUGCACAUUGGUUAGUAACCCAACUGUACCAGCGUUGUCUCCAACUGUGUUCUGUGAGCAGCUCGGAGCAUUUAUGCAUGCUGGGUUGAGCACAAGUGCACAAAAUUGUGUGCCGUGAACCACAAACAAGGUCUUGGACACAGCGAAGAUCAUGCUUCGCUGGAAGGGAAAAAGAGAUAAGAGUACCCAUCCUUUUGUGUGGGAACUAGCACUGCGACCUUGCACAUCACUUCAAACUAUCUCAGCCAAACACAACUAUAAUAUAUGCACAUUGGUGCUACCUAGUUGAAAGCAGGUAUAAUAAAUGUGAACAAUUCCAAGAAAUUAAAAAAAAGGCCAUAAAUACAAUAUGUACAGAUUAAUGGUAUAGCUUACUUUUAAGGCAUUGUUUAAUAAACUAUUAUUUAGAUAAAUAAUUAUUUGCUAAUUUGUGCUUGUCCUAACAUCACUCUAUCUCACUAGGGACAAGAUCGUAUGGUGAAUGGCGUUAAAACCUAAAUACGUAAUACUAAAAACAUGUCAAUACACUAUAUUGUAUAUAACACCAAAAUUCAGGUUAAUACACUACAAAGCACCGAAAUGCAACUGAAAGCACAAUAUAAUUGGCAUUUUUAUCAAAAAUUAAACUCAAAAAACUAAAGAAUUCUUUUAAUAUAUUAAACUCGAGGAAUGUAACAUAUUUAGCAUGAACGUUGUGCCAAAAUUUUUUUACCACUUUUUUUCUUUUAACUGUUAUUAGUAACUCAUUUCUACAUUAUGGCAUUGGUGACUUGAUGUAAGUUUUUGGACAUACGCCAUUGCUAAGAAUUCUUAGCAAUGGCGUACAUCCAAAAACUUACAUCAAGUCAUGCACUCCCAUUGCACAAAUCUUUCAAAGAUAACAUUAUGGCAUUGGUACAUUUUUCAAACACACAAUAACUUGUAGAUUUAUCAUUAUUGUUCAGAGUGGUUAUAAAUGCUUAUAACAAAUUAUUAUAUCAUAAAAGUUCACCAUGUAUCAGCCACAAUAAAAAGUUGGCAGCACUGCAAAAUGUAAUGUUUAAAUCUCUGCUGCCACGGGGACUGCAGCAGAGGAUAAUGAAAGUAGUGCACUCGGGGUCUCGCAUCCCACUGUCGUGCACAUACUAAACCUCGGGCCACUGUCGUUGCAGCGCCCACGACUGACGGCAGAUGUCGGAGGCAAGAGGAGCCCACAUGCUGGCGGACGUGAUGGCAGGCGUGAGUGAGGCGGUGGCCAGGUCUCUCUCCGUCUGCGGCCCGGACGAGCGCAACAACGCCAUAUGCAACCUUUCCAACAGCAUCACGGCUCGGGGAUAUGGAGGCCCGUCCUACUAUUACGGUGGAUUUGAACCCCUGACCCUGCUGGCCGGCCUGGCGUUCCUCGCAUUCCUGCUGCAGACCCUGCACUCGCUGCUCUACAGGGGCGGCCACGUGGGCGACCGGGCCCGGGCGGACCAGGACCCCGUCCCGCGCAUCGCACACGCCGUGAUGGCCGCCCUCGACAAGUAUCAGGAGACAGCUGCGAGCAGACAGCACUUGACAGAGGAGCUGCCAGACAAUAAUGCUCAGAUUUCCCGGCGCUCCUGGCAACAUGGCGAACCUGAUUCCUGCUCACAGAACUUACUGUGCCGCCUGUUUCAUCGCUAGCGUCAACAUUUACAAAAACACUCUCUGAAAUAAGUUAUAACAAAUCAUACGUAUCCAGCACAAUGAAAAUAAAACUGUUUUUAAUGAUUUACAGCUAUAUA